CAAAUUAGCUUUUGUCUAGCUUGUUGACCUUUGAUCCCUAUCUAUCAACAAUGAGCUUUCAAGAGAAAAGAGAGUUUGACAAGUUUCUCAAGUUUUUGACGGCCAAGGUGGUACAGACGGUGGUCCAGUCUCGGAGAGGAGACAAGAUACGAACACGUUCCGUACCCACUGGUAAUGACUGGUUCAACUUGUCCCUGCCUGAUGACAAGCAAGUGAGUGCUGAGUUGAGACGAUCAUUAGAGGGACGACUACCAGAGCAGGAUUGUCCGGUAUGCCUUGAGAUCAUUAUGGACACUAACGAUGGGGACUCACUCGUACUGGAGACAUGGACUUUGACCCUUGACCCACAGUCACGUGACAUUAGUGUGUCAGUGGGCCACUCCCUUUAUCCUCGACUCAGCCUCAUGCUCAAGAGUGUCAUCACCCUCUCACGCUCCACCCCGGCUUAUCGCUACUCCCGCCACUUGGAUGAUGGGAACAAGUUCAAUUUCAGAGUGUACUGUGGUCAUCCUGAUCUCCCUAACUACGAGAGAGAUUUCAAACACGUAAAAUUUGCGUCCACUGCUUGUCCAUACGGCACCAUCAGCAUAUCCCUGAGCUAUCGGAGCACCCUCACACUGCACGGAGAGAGAUCUAUCAGCGAGUCUUUGUUGCCAACUCAGCAGUUUUCACCUCCUAAGGACACUGAACAUACCUCGUUGAAGAGGAUGGAGCUGCCAUUUGCGGAGGGUCAUUACUCACCGAUCAACAAGAGACAACCCCAUCAUCCGUUCAGUUCGGUCUUGCCUAGAGAGAUCAUCGAGAGACAAGAAUCAGCAGGCACUGUGCAAGGUGAUGAUGACCCAGUGAUGGAGGGGCUGGACUCACUCUCAGUGACGGGGGAACAGGAGGGCUUCCUACUCGUCAAUGUCGGAGAUAUUAAGCCAGCUUUUGUCGCUCGUACAGCUAGUGAUGAGCUGAGUGAAUUGCUCCAAGCUUGCAACGAAGAAACAACUUUAGACUUGUUUUCUGCCGAAGGGUCGAUGAACGUCACAGCUGCUAUGGAAUUGGUUGCAAGUCACAGCAUCAAAGAAACUAACUAACCUCUCACCUCUCUUGAACUAGCUGCCAUUAUACUCUUACUAUCCAGUCAUUCAUUCAAAGUGUUCAAUUCAACUUAUCAUCACUCUGCAUGUUAUACAUUUUUAUUGUUGUCUUUGCUUUUAUUCAUACUUAUAAAGUUUAUGUAUUGAGCAGUUUCCGAUAAUAAUUAUACUGAUUAUGACAGUGUGUAAUAUAAAUAAUGAUAAUAAUUGUUCGUUGACAGACAAAACACUAGCUUAUUAGCAAACAAU
This is a messenger RNA of Halichondria panicea, 1334 nucleotides long. RefSeq names its product autophagy-related protein 13-like. The transcript is spliced from 11 exons. The record is from RefSeq and is a predicted model, not a curated record. The coding region runs from base 51 to 1082 and encodes 343 amino acids. NCBI's taxonomy places the organism in Eukaryota, Metazoa, Porifera, Demospongiae, Suberitida, Halichondriidae. Gene Ontology annotation, cellular component: cytosol; Atg1/ULK1 kinase complex; phagophore assembly site. Gene Ontology annotation, biological process: autophagosome assembly; piecemeal microautophagy of the nucleus; protein localization to phagophore assembly site.